Molecule: messenger RNA, 2095 nt
Organism: Exophiala oligosperma
Lineage: Eukaryota; Fungi; Ascomycota; Eurotiomycetes; Chaetothyriales; Herpotrichiellaceae
Product: Fe-S protein assembly co-chaperone HscB
Exons: 1
Coding region: 272-1105 (277 amino acids)
Biological process (GO): [2Fe-2S] cluster assembly; protein complex oligomerization
Cellular component (GO): mitochondrion
Molecular function (GO): ATPase activator activity; protein-folding chaperone binding
Source: RefSeq, a predicted model, not a curated record
UCGGAUUUCGGCCUCGGUCAUUGGCCUCCGAUAGCGGCGAAUUCUUUUUCCCGCAUGACGUCGCCCUUAUAUCUCGUAUUAUUAUUUCUCUUCAAAGAACAAUUGCAACUGCGGCCAUUUGGUUAGAAGUAGUCCAUACACUCACGAGAUAAUUCAUUACUUUUUCUUGGACGAUUCGACAGUAUAGAAGCGUCCUUCAAUAACCACCUCUAUACCACGAUACUCUUUGCAAAAGAUUAGACGAGCCACAACGCAAGCCAGCACCCCAACAAUGUCAAUCACGGCACCCACGCGACAAACGUUGCGCCAUCUUCGACGACUUUGUGUUUAUUCCUCCCUCGUCGAGCCCGUCGGGGGCGCAACGCCACAAACUCACCAUAUACGCACUUCUUCAUAUACUCUCCCUCACCUUGUCUCUCACCCCUCUCGUCAACAUACCAGAACCAUCAGCGUGAGCUCCGGGAGACAUCAUGGAUCACAACAGGCCACCGCCACUGCCAGCAGCGACAAACCCGACAGCACCACCACCACCACAGCCCCUCUACCCGACAUUUCGACCUACUACACGCUCUUCCCAAACACGCUCUCCGCGGGUCCUCCCCCAACGGGGCCAUUCAAUAUCCCCUUGGCCCAACUGAAGCGUGAAUUCUUACUCCUCCAAUCUCAACACCACCCUGACAAAUACACCUCCCAGCCCACCGCGCAUCAAAAGGCCAUGGCCCUGUCCUCGCUGUUGAACAGCGCGUACAAAACACUGUCGGACCCGCUGCUACGUGCGCGGUAUCUCUUGCACCAUACCUAUGGCAUCGACAUCACCUCGGAAGAUAACAGCACCCACAGCGGUCUGACGGAUCAGGAGACGCUCAUGGAGGUCAUGGAAGCACAAGAGGCGAUUGAGGAGGCCGAGACUCAAGAACAAGUCGAUGCCCUGAAGGAGGAGAACCAAGCGAGGAUAGAUCAAACAAUUAAGCUGCUAGGACAAGCUUUUGAACAUGAAGAUGUCGAAGCAGCAAAGACAGAGUGUAUUCGUUUGAACUACUGGCGGAGUCUACAACAAGGCUUGCACGAGUGGGAACCUGGAAAGGAAGUACGACUGAUACACUGAAUCAGUAUUGUCUAAUCUAUCAUGUAUUUACCUUCACCCGUGUUUGUAUACGAUGACCUCUACCAGGACAUGUCCAUAAUUUCUAUCAGCUGUUUUCAAUCCCUCAUAUCCGGGUCGGUCGGAGAGCAACGUGGACGUCUUUCCCCGCAUGACGGUCUAAUCAUAAGUCUUACCCAUGCACAUCAUGCUCUAUGGCUCUCAAGGGGUAGACUUGAACCUCUGGGCAACAACUCACGCCUGACGCUGCCCUCAAGCAUGACACUGGAAGACUGUUUGAUCUUGAUCGCGUCUGGCAUCAGCUUCCACUUCGAGUUUUCCACCACAACGCUCUUGGUCCCCCUUUUACUGCCUUUUGUCUCUUCGCCCGUCUUCUUUCUGCGGGACAUGUGCUCGUCGCGCUCGAUAUUGAAUUUGAUUUCUUCCGCGAGGCAGAGAACCCAUUUGUCCUUUUGACUUUGUGGCCACAUCACACUGACAGAAAACACCUCUCGAUCAGGAUCUUCCAGCAUUGGACUGUACCCUCGCUUGUUGUGGGACAGUACGAGGCGAUCGAGCCCACAGAAGUUCUCCGUGUAGCCCCACGGUCGAAAGGCACCAUUGUCUUGCAUGAAAAAGUUGACUCCAAACUCUGUCCAGGUGUGUUCGUAAUUGAUGGCCGGCUCAAAACAGAUGUCCGAGAUGAUGUUACACAUCCAGCCAGGUACAUGAAGGACGUUUUCCAGGCAGAUUGUGUGGCUUUCUUUGCUCCCCGGGGCACGACGUAUCUUGAGCUCCACCGAACCAAUACCUUUGACCGGUACAUGGCUUUGAUCUGCGACUGUGAGGACGUAUGACUUGAAAGGGAUGUAUGUCUUGAAGGCGGCACGGUCGACAGCUAUGUGUACAUUUGAUGCCGUGGAAAAUAUCCAGUCAUAGCAUGACUUUUGCUUCGGUUUCUUGAAAGGAAUGCCGUAUGUGGUGGCUCGACGAUCGGGGUAGUAUGAGCUCGGC